This is a messenger RNA of Cylicocyclus nassatus, 1676 nucleotides long. Lineage: Eukaryota; Metazoa; Nematoda; Chromadorea; Rhabditida; Strongylidae. The record is from the annotation of a GenBank genome assembly.
AGGUAAGUCAUGGCUGAGGAGGAGAAAAUGCCCGAGGACGGGAACCCGACCGAUGAGGGUAAAACCGACGAAGGGAAUCCCACCGAUGAGGGUAACCCUACUGACGAGGGUAACCCUACCGACGAGGGUAAAACUACAAACGAGGGUAAAACCGAUGGUGGAAACCCGACCGAUGAGGGAAAAACGAACGAAGGGGGUAAAACCCCCGAAGAAUGCUCAUGUACAUCUGAAAAAGUUAUGCAGUUCUUACAAAAGAUGGCUAAGGAAAGUGGCACCGAAGACUUGACCGAUCCAGCACUUGCGGAAUUUCUCUCAAAAAGUGAUGGCCUGAAACACGUCAGAGAUCAAUUCUACUAUCCAAAAUGUGGCACUCUUCCAGAAGCCGAUCCAUCUCUCUGCGAUCCAGAAUCUGAUUCCAUAUAUCUAUGCGGAAAUUCACUUGGAUUGAUGCCAAAAGCUACGGAGCGAAUCAUGCACGAACAACUUGAUAAAUGGGCUAAGAUGGGAGUUUUCGGGCAUACAAAAGGAGAAAUUCCAUGGGCUCAUUGUGACGAACAUGCCUUGGAAGGUGUAGCUCAUUUAGUCGGUGCAAAACCUGAAGAAGUUGCUUUGUGUAACGGUCUCACUGUCAACAUUCAUGUGCUACUAGCCGCUUUCUAUAAACCAACCGAAACCCGCCAUAAGAUUUUGUUGGAAACAAAGGCAUUCCCCUCAGACCAUUAUGCAAUCGAAUCUCAAAUCAGAUUGCAUGGAAGAACAGUAGAAGAGAGCAUGGUCUGCCUUCCACCUCGUGAAGGUGAGGUAUGCUUGCGAAAAGAAGACAUUCUUUCUUACAUAGAAGAGCAUGGAGAAGAGAUUGCGAUUAUUUUUCUGCCUGGCAUACAAUACUACACAGGACAGCUGUUCGAUAUCCAUGCUAUAACCACUGCUGGUAAACAAAAGGGAUGCUUAGUCGGGUGGGACCUGGCUCACGCUGUCGCAAACGUUCCGCUCCAUCUACACUACUGGGAUGUAGAUUUUGCUGCUUGGUGCUCUUACAAGUACAUGUGUACCGGUGCUGGAGGACUUGCAGGACUCUUUGUCCAUGAGAGAUUUAAGACCGAUCAUAGAGAUCGCAUGUUGGGAUGGUGGAGUCAUCGAAUGGAAACUCGUUUCAAUAUGGAUAAUGUGAUGGAUCUUGAUGACGGUGCAGCUGGCUAUAGAAUAAGUAAUCCACCCAUUCAUCUUGUAGUUCCUGUGAUGGGAAUGUUGGAGGUGUUCAAAACUGUAAAGCUAGAGGAUCUUAGGACGAGAUCAUGUUAUCUGACCGGAUAUCUCGAGUUCCUUGUCAAGCACUUCUUCGAUGAAGCUUCUGAGCACAAAAGCUCAAAAAUAACGUGCAAGAUAAUUACACCACCAGAAUUUCACGAGAGGGGAUGUCAGCUUUCUCUGCAAUUUUCUGUGUCCAUCGAUGUCAUCUACAAAGAGCUUGUAAAACGCGGUGUUGCGUGUGACAAAAGAUAUCCGGAUGUGAUACGUGUCACCCCUGUGCAUCUCUACAACAACUAUGUCGAUUGUCGACGCUUCAUCACUGCACUGCAGGAAGCCUGUGCCGUCGCAGAAUCAUCUCUCUAAAUUUUUUUGUAGUUAAGGUGUUGUCAAGAACUCACAAAGAUAAAUGAAUCUGAAGCAUUUCA